Cladophialophora immunda is the source of this 2070-nucleotide messenger RNA. RefSeq lists its product as uncharacterized. The record is from RefSeq and is a predicted model, not a curated record. Gene Ontology annotation, biological process: proteasome-mediated ubiquitin-dependent protein catabolic process. The coding region runs from base 245 to 1723 and encodes 492 amino acids. Gene Ontology annotation, molecular function: ubiquitin protein ligase activity. Gene Ontology annotation, cellular component: nucleus. Lineage: Eukaryota; Fungi; Ascomycota; Eurotiomycetes; Chaetothyriales; Herpotrichiellaceae. The transcript has a single exon.
CUCUGACUAUGUGGAUGUUUUUGAAGGACGCGCUGGCGAUCUUUUCUUGCGAGACUGCAUCUCCUCAGAAGCAACUCGACAAACAGGUUCACUCUUGCCCUCCGCUCUAUCCGUCGCCUAUCUUUCGCGUGUCACGCUGACCUAUGUUUCCCCGCCUCCACAAAACGUAUUGAGCGCCGCCGUUCAAAGUCCAACAUAAACCACAUAAACCCUUUUCACAACAAUCGCGUAGCCUCAAACCGAGAUGGCGGACAACAACGGGCCCCCUCUCCCUGCCCAUCUCAAGCAUAUCGAGGAUAUACGCAGUCUCUCCGUGUGCAAGAUCUGCAUGAGAUCCUUGUAUGAGCCCUACGUCCUCUCGUGCGGUCACACGUACUGCUACACGUGUCUUGCCAGCUGGUUUGGUGGAGCACAGAGGAGAAACAAGAGCAAAAGUUGUCCAGACUGCAGGACCAAAAUCAUGACACAACCGUCUCCCAACUACCUCCUCCGAGAUCUGGUCCACAUGUUAAUUGGCAGAGCCGAUUUGUUGCCCGAAGAUGAGACCAUACAAGAACACCAGGUAGCCAAAGAGGAAGAGGCUGCUCAGCUGGCAGCAGAUCGCAACGGCCCGGGUCUUUUCAAAGGCAUCUUCCUGACACCAAUACGAGCGCAGCUGCGCUGGGGUCGAGGAAUUCUAGAUCUGGAGGACAACGUCGUGCGCUGCCCCGAAUGUCACUGGGAAAUUGAAGAUGGUGAAUGCGGGCGCUGUGGCUUCAAUGAAAUCUAUGAUUCUGAUGGCGAACUCUUGUCCGACUACGAUUACGACUCGCAAGCGUCCCACAUGACCAAUUCGGAGUUUGAUGCGGAUGAUGAUAUCGAUCGUGACUUCGAAACGUCCCUGCGUGCAGAAGGGGCGGGAAAUCGUUAUGCCAGCUGGUCCAGGACAUCAAGUGCAUCAGAGGGGGAAGAAGACUGGCGCGACUACUAUGACGAGGAUGAUGGGAUGAAUCAUUUCAUCGACAAUGAGGCCGACGAAGAUGACGACGACACCGAGUCCACAAUGACCAUGUACAACCGACAGUGGUCAGAGAAUGAGACGCACGACAAUCUCUCGGAAGUUCCAAGUCAAGAGUCCGCGGACAGUGGUCAACGACUUAUUGAUAGGUACACCGACUAUGGUCACCGCUUGCAAAACGAAAUCUGGGAGUCUGACCUAGAGACAAACUACGAUGAAUUGACGGAAGCUUCUGAUAGCGAGGUCGCCGCCCCACCACCAAAUGGACGAAGACCAAGACCGGCGCGGGUUAUUAUCAGUGACGAUGAUGACGAUGAGGAAGAAGAAAAUGAUCAGGAGAAUGACGAAGGAGAAGACGUACAGGACGAGCACGAUGGAGAAUCCGAGGAUCAAGAUGAAGGAGACUUGUUUGAUGAACAACGUUCACCAGAGCAUUCAGAGGCCGAGGCCACUCACGAUCACUUCGAGUCAGAAGACUCGGAUGUAGGACCUCCUCAGUCGUUGGCUCGACGGAGACAGCAUUUGCGGAAUCAGCGAGCUCGACGAUACAACCAUGGUCAUCAAGUCCAGAUGGAGAGCAGCUCUAGACGAAAUAGCCCUGUCAGGCAACGCUCUCGCCAUCGUCUGAGAAGCAACACUCCUCAGAGUAAUACUUCAGGACGACGGGACGUCAACCAUCUCGCGAGCUCAGGGUUUGGUCGGCGAAUACCUGUUGGAGGUAUCUAGGCUACUCUUUAUGAUGAGAUCGGAGUUUCAACAGCUGGCAUUACUUGUCUGAAUACUAUCUAGCAGGGCGUUUUGGGAGAAAAAGGGGCUGUUUGUGGGAAGAUAGAAAUUUUCGGGCAACCCAUUUCACCGUCGCAGCUAUGGAAAACAAGGAGACGUGACGGGUUUAGGGAAAGGGAGAGAGGGCUAUCUCCAAGAAUGCCCUAGGCAUUUCGACUGCAGAGCGUACUAUAAUGCUCCCUAAAUGAAAUGAACCCCAUUUCCUGCAUUCGAGCUACUCAGAUAAAGCCUUUUCUACGCCGACGCUAUGCAUGAGGUGUGAUCAAUUGAAUAUCCCUUUCAUUCUC